This is a messenger RNA of Aphanomyces astaci, 1631 nucleotides long. RefSeq lists its product as hypothetical. The transcript has 10 exons. Gene Ontology annotation, cellular component: TRAMP complex; nucleolus. Gene Ontology annotation, molecular function: metal ion binding; mRNA binding; poly(A) RNA polymerase activity. NCBI's taxonomy places the organism in Eukaryota, Oomycota, Saprolegniomycetes, Saprolegniales, Verrucalvaceae. Gene Ontology annotation, biological process: RNA 3'-end processing. Bases 7 to 1524 code for a protein of 505 amino acids. The record is from RefSeq and is a predicted model, not a curated record.
GCAACCAUGCCCGCUGCACCCCAAACGACCAAGCACAACCGCCUUCGAACCUGCAGCGCACUGCCCGCAGAAUCCAUUUGCCAGAGGUUUGCAGAAACAGGAGCAUGCAAGUUUGGAUAUCGAUGUCGAAACCUGCAUAUCAUCGAUGGCAUUCUAAACGGAGACAUGAUUCAUCCAACUACUACCUUGCCGGCGGUACCUGCAUCCAGCAAUCAAGACGAGAACAACGUUCCUUCACCCCCACAAUUCGCUCGGGUCUCUCCAGCGUGUCCACCGAUUGCUGCCGAAUCAUCCAACUGUGUUGAAUGGCCUCUUCCUCGCCCUCCCCCGUCGUCAACCAAACAGCUCGCAGCCAGCCGCAAUCCCCGCUUGUCCAAACCACGAUUAAGUGGCGACGAUGCGGCCAACAAGGGCCACGCUGCAGCCAGUGACCAACUCCUGCCAUCCAACGUCACUUGCGACGCGGUCAACAACCAAGGUGACGGUCAGCAAGUCCUUGCCGCCAGCCUGCUUCCGCUCCCACCACCACAGGAACCACCCGUGUUUCUUGGCUACAACAUGCAUCGGUGGCUGGCGCAUGAAAUCGAGGCACUAGUUCACCAAGUGGACGUGAAAAUGCACACUGCUCGCGACAAACAACGCCGAGCCACGAUGAAAUUGAGCGGACUUGUGCGUGAACUGUGGCCGCAUGUGACAGUGGAGGUGUACGGGUCGACGCACACGCAGCUCUGUCUGCCUCACAGCGACGUGGAUUGCGUGCUGGUGUCGUCCAAAACGUUAACAACAUCCCCCGUGGACAUGCUGGAAGCGUUGAUGGAGAGACUGGAGGCUUGUGCGUGGGCUAGGCACGUGGAACUGCUCCGCAGCGCUCGCAUUCCCAUCUUGAAGCUGCACUUCGUCAAAUGCAGGCAUCCCGUCAAGAUGGACGUCACGUGCGGUCACUCUCCUGGGCACAGCGGGAUGGAGGCGCGCGGAGUGGUCGAUCAGUAUCGCAUGGCCAUGCCGGCGCUGCGACCGCUUGUGAUUGUGCUCAAGUCGCAUUUGCACGCCAAAGGUCUGAAUGCGUCGUACUCUGGCGGACUGUCGUCAUAUGCGCUCGUGUUGAUGGUCGUUCGAUUCCUUCAAUUCCAAGGCGAUGUACACACUGCCUUCAAAGAGGAGUUGGAGCCCCACACGGACGAAGGCAGACAACCAUGCGUGAUCUACACGUUUUUCCGCACGGGGAUGGUGGUGUGGCAAGGCACGAUUGGGAUGCUGCUGCUCCAGUUCUUGGACCUACACAUACAUUUCGACUUUCACCGGUAUGGCAUGUCCAUUGCCAAUGGCGGGGAAUACUUUGAGAUUGACCCAGCUGCCACGGCGGUGUCGUUCCCCCCUGUGUCGCCCAUGGUUUAUAUCAUGGACCCACUCCGAUAUAACCACAACAUUGGCAACUCGUUCCGCAUCCACGAGAUUGUCCAUGCGUGGCGAGUUUGGCGCGACCAGAUCCUUCAGCGGGUAUCGCUCAAGGAGACAUUGACGUAGCCAUGCUCCCUCCACAGCUCCCUUCACAGACGGACGCAUGCCGUCCUUAGGCCCACGCCAUUUUGCUUCCACUUAUCUAAUGUUACAAUUGCACACUUCAACAUCCA